AUGAAUGAAAGCAACGGUGCAUCUGAAAAAGAUGGUUUAGCUGAUGGGGCAAACCUGAUCAUCAAGUUGAAAAUUAUUUCAUAUGAGGCUUUCGAAGGAGGCUGCAUAGAAAUAGCUCUUGCACGUGAGCCAUCAUUACAGUAUUUUUAUUCAGAAGAAUUGCUUGAAGGUCUAAUCAACUGGUACUAUUUUGAUUAUGUUCUUGCAAGUUAUGUUCUCAAUGGAGCAGUAACCAAGUGCACAUCUUGUGGAAGUGAUUUUAAUGCUUUUAAUCGAAAGUGCCACUAUCAAAACUGUGGGGAUAUUUUCCGUGACAAGUGUACACAAGGAGGAGGUGGAAUUUCAAUCAUAUAUGGAGGCAUCACUUUUCGAGCCAAAGUGGAAGCUUCUCUUGCUGAUGGAGUUUCAUGGAGAAUGCUUGAGGGUGAUAUUGAGGAAAACGAGUAUAUGAUGCCACCUUAUGGGGCUUCAUAUGUGGCAUAUGGAAAAAACUCAAAGAAGCGGGCUUCGAUGAAGAGUCCAUCAAACGUAGAGACAAGGCUGCUCUUGUCGUCUAUAUUGCUGAACUCGAAGUCGAGUUUAUUUCUCUCUCUUUGCAAAUAUCAAAGUUUCUUUCGUAUGCCGAAUGGCCAGGUAAGCAGCCGUUUUCAAGCCGAGCCGCCAAAUGUACAACAAAAGAAAACCCUUCAAUUUUCGGUAGAACAAGAAGAAGCACUGCUGGCUCUCGUCGAUCACCGCACAAAAGAAGUCGUGCAUCUUCGCCAACGCGCCUCUUAUUACACAUCCCAGAUGGAAUUCAACACUAUGGCUACUUAG
Molecule: messenger RNA, 816 nt
Organism: Fraxinus pennsylvanica
Lineage: Eukaryota; Viridiplantae; Streptophyta; Magnoliopsida; Lamiales; Oleaceae
Source: the annotation of a GenBank genome assembly